Peromyscus leucopus (white-footed mouse) is the source of this 3640-nucleotide messenger RNA. RefSeq names its product regulator of chromosome condensation 1 (gene Rcc1). Gene Ontology annotation, molecular function: guanyl-nucleotide exchange factor activity. The record is from RefSeq and is a predicted model, not a curated record. Gene Ontology annotation, cellular component: cytoplasm. The transcript is spliced from 14 exons. NCBI's taxonomy places the organism in Eukaryota, Metazoa, Chordata, Mammalia, Rodentia, Cricetidae. Bases 1466 to 2770 code for a protein of 434 amino acids.
GGCGUUUCGUAAGGUAUAAAUUCGGCCGCGUCGGCGCUUUUCGGUCCUUUAAGCAGUUGCAGCCGAGCUGUGAGUUUCUCUCGAAAGAACCACGAUGCAUGCCGAUGACUUGACAGUUUGGCGGGAAGCGUGUUGUGUUCGGUUUGCAUCAAAGAAGUCCGAGGGUGGCCAUGAUGUCUCAGUCUCAGGCCUGUAAUGCCAGCACUUGGGAAUCGGGUGCUUCUCCUAGCUAGAGGGUCAGGAGAAGAUAGACAGUUGAGGCCCUUUGGGCGAGACAAACUCUUUACUGUGUCUAACCAACGUGGAUACCCCGGGAGGUCACUCUCCCCGGGCUCUGUCCUGGUGGCGUACGGGAGCAUAGGGCUCUGCCCCGUGAUGUACAGUCCCUUUCCACACCGUUGGAGAUGAAGCUGGGCUUCGAGUCUGCGCCUGCAUAUUCCUACGACUUCUCAGAGUCCUGUGGACGAUGACUGAGGAGACAAACCAUGCAGGAAACAGUCUUAAAUCUCGAAAUCUUGUUUCUAAAUUUGCUUUAGAUUUUACUUACUGAAAAGAAAAAUGCUUUCUUUUGCAGAACUGACCAGUGAUUACAAGUAACUCUUUGUUGAGGAAAGAAGAGGAUUUGCACAGCUACCCGCUGAAGGUCAACUUGAUGCUUGACUUUGGAGUCUUGUAACUAUAUGUAGUUUGGCAAAGUUUUGUUUGUUUUUAUGGGUUCAACUCAGUUGUCAGUACUAGGCAAGCACUUCUGCCUAGGUCUUAGUCUGGUAAAUGUAGAUUGUAUAUAUUCAAGAGACCUUAUUGAUGUCUAGAACUUUAUAUUUGUGCCCUUUUGAGGUCCAUGUGUUGUGUGUGAAAGUAAUUGCCUAGUAUGUGUGAGGCCCUGUUCCUUUCUCCAAGGGGCCAUAUAAACCACAAGUGGUACUUCAUGUCUAUAUUCACUAUAAUACUAGAGUCAAGUAAUUUCUAUUCCUGUAAAUGUGAUAUGCCUGACGAAACUAAUGUUAAUAUUUACGUGAAUUAAAGGACUAAUUUCGACUAUCUGUUUCCUCCUUGGUUUACUGUUUCAGUACACGGAUGCAGUAGAGUGCAGAUGGUUUCUAGUUGGUCAUGUUCACACUGAGUGGAUAUCAUGCACCCAAGGGUUGAGAAUGAAUUCCUUGCUCUGGAAUACAUUGCAAUAGGUCUGGUCCAGUGAGUGAGCAGCGUGUUGAGGGUUCAGCUUAGCCAUGACUGGCCUUGUGAUGUGGUGGAGAUGGUAGCUAGGUCAUAAUGGGAAGUCUUGAUGACUUCCUGUGCUGGCUGCCCUUAAUGUUGGGAAAGUCAAGACCCAGAAUGAUGGUGGAAAAGGAGAAGCCAUGUGAAUGAUUAAGAUCUUGGAGAAAGACAGCAGAGAGAUCAGAAUUUAUCAUCCAAGAGAGGAGGUCAUGAUGGAGGCAGAGGUAAACCUGAAAAGGACAGGAAGAUGCCACCCAAGCGCAUAGCUAAGAGAAGGUCACCCCCUGAAGAUGCCAUCCCCAAAAGCAAGAAGGUGAAAGACGCUCGUAACCGCGGUCCUGCCGCCCGCUCCUGCCAAGUCUCACACAGGUCCCACAACACAGAGCCAGGUUUGGUGCUGACCCUGGGCCAGGGCGACGUGGGCCAGCUGGGGCUGGGCGAGAGUGUGCUGGAGAGGAAGAAGCCAGCCUUGGUGCCCCUUCUACAAGAUGUUGUGCAGGCUGAGGCCGGGGGCAUGCAUACCGUGUGUCUGAGCCGAAGUGGCCAGGUCUACUCCUUCGGCUGCAAUGAUGAGGGUGCCCUGGGCAGGGACACGUCGGUCGAGGGCUCAGAGAUGGUCCCUGGGAAAGUGGAGCUGCAAGAGAAGGUGGUCCAGGUGUCGGCGGGGGACAGCCACACGGCAGCCCUUACCGAAGACGGCCGUGUCUUCCUCUGGGGCUCUUUCCGGGACAAUAAUGGUGUGAUCGGGUUGUUGGAGCCCAUGAAGAAAAGCAUGGUGCCCGUUCAAGUGCAGCUGGACAUGCCUGUGGUAAAGGUGGCCUCAGGGAACGACCACUUGGUGAUGCUGACGACUGAUGGAGACCUCUACACCUUGGGCUGUGGGGAGCAGGGUCAGCUGGGCCGUGUGCCUGAAUUAUUCGCCAACCGUGGUGGCCGUCAGGGCCUUGAGCGACUCCUGGUCCCCAAGUGUGUGCUGCUGAAAUCCAGGGGAAGUCGGGGCCGUGUGCGGUUCCAGGAUGCCUUCUGUGGGGCCUAUUUCACUUUUGCCAUCUCCCGUGAGGGCCAUGUAUAUGGCUUUGGCCUCUCCAACUAUCACCAGCUUGGAACUCCAGGCACUGGAUCUUGCUUCAUUCCUCAGAACUUGACAUCCUUCAAGAAUUCCACCAAGUCCUGGGUGGGCUUCUCUGGUGGCCAGCACCAUACAAUCUGCAUGGAUUCAGAAGGAAAAGCAUACAGCCUGGGCAGGGCUGAGUAUGGGCGGCUGGGCCUUGGAGAGGGUGCUGAGGAGAAGAGCAUACCCACCCUCAUUUCCCGGCUGCCCGUCGUCUCCUCAGUGGCCUGUGGGGCCUCUGUGGGGUAUGCUGUGUCCAAGGAUGGUCGUGUCUUUGCCUGGGGCAUGGGCACCAACUACCAGCUGGGCACAGGGCAGGAUGAAGAUGCCUGGAGCCCUGUGGAAAUGACUGGCAAACAGCUGGAGAACCGAGUGGUCUUAACUGUGUCCAGCGGGGGCCAGCACACAGUCUUAUUAGUCAAGGACAAGGAACAGAGCUGAUGAAGUCUUUGUGGGCCUGGCUUCUGGCCCCCAACCAGCUUUCUAGAACAGAAGAACAGCCAACUACAGAUUCCAGAAGGCCCUUCCCCACCCCGAGCAGCUAUCAUCUCCUUUCCCAUCACCACAGCAGAAUCCUUUCCUUCUGUUUCGUCCUCUUUUCUGGUCAUCCUGGGACUUGCAGGAUGAGGGGGGAUGGGAAGGCGUCUUGGAAGGAGCUUUGCUUUCCUUAGACUCAGUCCUUAGACCUUUCCCUUGACUGCCCUGCCUCCUGCGGUCCGAGCAGGCUCUGGCUCUUGCCUACAAAACCCAAAACUUCCUGCCCUGGGGUUUUGGUACCUACACUCUGAAAAGUUGGGAACUCCAUCAAGCCACCCUUGCUGUGUGCCACUUUUUCUGUUCCUAACAUUAGUUUACAAGGAGACAAAGCGUGUAGUCAUCAGAUCCAGUUGUCGUGGACCCAUGCCUGGGGAGAGCUGGACAAAGGCUUUACAAGGCUGUGGGUGACCCUAAGCCAAAUGUUUGGCUCUAAACAGGUGUCCAUGGAGGAAAACAGUGACCCACUGGAAAAAAAUCCAACUAGCUCUCCCAUAAGCACAAAGCACCCCAUUGUCUCCUGGGCAUCACCUGUGCAUUCCCCAUCUGGUCAGCCUUUCUGCCCCUGAGGACUGGGAAGCCAUGCUGGGCUCUGCUGGGCAGUCAAGGCAGGGUAUUGGGCAAGGGAGGGUGGAGGAAGGGCUUGGAGGGGCAGAGGCUGGUCCUAAAAGAAGGAAGUAACAGUGGCUGAGAAAAUAGUUUUAAUUAUAAAAUAUUUUGGAAGGGAGAGUGAAAUCUUUUAACACUUUGAAUAAAUUUAGAGUUUUAUAAAAAUGG